UACUAAAUAAUAAGAUAUAGGAACGUAUCAGUUGCCCUUGCGGAGCCGGCGUAUUUCUGCAUAUGCUCCGCGAGGAGAACAGAAGGCAGCUGUCGAGCGUGAUGCUUCACGUGAGGAGGGGGUGAAGGGUGGUGGUGGUGAUUUGAGAACUUUGCCUGUAGAGGGUGAGGGUGAGAGUGCGAGUGAGAGUGUGAGCGAGAGUGAGGACGGAUUGGCUAGUCGUGGAGUUGAGAGAAAAGUUGGUGAGAGCUGUGAACGUAAGAGAUAUGAAGAAAUAUCUGGAAAGGAGAAGAGUGUGAAUGUUGGGGAUUACAUCUCUCAGUCCCAGAGAAAGUAUGAUUCCUCAAAUUCUAAGAUGAAGAGAGUUCACGAAAUGGCACAAGUGCGGAGAACAUCCAGGAAAGGGGACGAAGAUGACAGAAAUCGCUUCAUUAGUAGAGGUAGUGAGGAUAACCAACCUAACUAUGGACGGAAACAUGGAGGACAGAAGAUUACCCCAGAAAGGCAUACAGCAGCAAGCUAUCCUGUGCCCUUGGAUUUGGAUAAGUGUGGAAGUGUGCAGAUAUCCGAUUCUGUGGAGGAUAGCCCAUGUGAAGUCUCUGUAUGUGAUUCAGAUGGCAUUUCCGAAGCUUCAGAUGAUACAAAUAGAAGAAAAUCAAGGUGCAUCUCGAAUAAAGUGUCAUCAGCACGAGAACCUGAACCAGUUAAAAGUAGUUUGAGAGAGCGUGGUCAAGGUUACUCAUCUUCUCCUCGUAGUGCUGCACUUGGUAGCAGAUAUUUUGGGAAGAGCCCUAAGCGUUCAAGGCACUCUUCACCUAGCUUAGAUUGUGAAUUAACCGAUCAGAAAUAUCGUCCUCCCAAACCCUCUGAAAGACGUGGUGUCAGACGAGGAGGUACCAGAGAUGGCGGAUACCGCGAGAGAUGGAAAGACAGCAUGCGGGAGUAUUCUGAUCAGCCCAAGAAAUCUAAUUAUGGGCCCUAUUUCAAGAACCGACCUGAUGAGGAUGCUUCUUAUGCAACUGAUGCCAAGCAUCUCUAUAACAGGCAUGUUAACUAUGAAAAAGAGAGAGCAAUAAUAGAUCACAAAUAUAUUGAGAGUGAUAUUCUUUACCGAGGCCACUCAGAAAGAAUGUUGACUUACUCAGGUGAACGUUUGCCUGAUCAUCAUAUGGGCCAGCCAUUCAUGAAAGACCAAUACUGGUGGGACAAUCCAAAUAAUAGAUACAAAGCAGGUCCCCCUGAAGGUCACAAUGCUAGGGAAAGACGAAAUUUUCUUUACAAGAGAAGUAGUCAGAUUGAUUAUGAACCUAAGGAAUAUGAUAGGUAUCAUAAUCAGAGGAAACAUCAUUUUCAGGGUUAUAGCGUGGCGUUAAAGAACCUAUCACUGAAGUACUCCUCUGCAGCUGACCAAAGAGGCACUCAGUUCUUGUAUAAAGGAGAAAGCUGGCAUCUCAGGAGUGGAACCAGACAAGACUCUCUGUCACCACUACAUGACAGAUUUGUGGAAGGAAAGCAUAGACGAAUUCUCCCAAGUAGUGGUGGAGGCCAUGAUCAUUUUGAUUGUGGAUAUGAUUGGAAUGUAGCUCAUGAUAGACGAGAAGUCGAGAGCUCUUCAAGGGGCAAUAGAAGACGUCAUAGUCCUCUGAAUAGCUCAGAAAAUCUCUGCUAUAUUGAGAAUAAGGUUAAUGACAGGAGGAACAUCAAGCAUCGGCCUUUUCCUUUUUAUUCUUAUAAGGAACCUUAUGCUUCUGGCAGGGGGGACUUUCUAGGAGCUUCUGGGCCAAAAACUGGGGUUGUUCAAAGAAACAUGAGGUGCUCAUGGAAAGAAAUGCACAUAGAAUAUGAUCAGUAUUGUACUGAUGUCACCACUUCUGUUCCCAGAGAAAGCCUCAGGUAUCGUUCCCCUGAGGAUUUUCAUGUCAAAGAAAGAGACUGCCAACCAUCUUCAAACGCCAAUUUCAGAAGAGAAAGCAUCAAGGAUGGUCGGUGUCAGGAUCAUUUUGUUGGGAGAAGAGGCAAUCUACACUCUGAGGUCUUCCUUCCAAAGGAAAAUGUAUGCAAGUCCAGGCAGCAGGCCAAUAUUGUCAUCACCUCUGAGGAGCCAUCCCAUAAUUAUUCUAAACGAAUUUCGAAGAAUGACGAGACUGGUGAUAGACCUGCAUCUGUUUGUAUUGUUGGACUUCGUGAAAGAGAAAUGGGUAGGCGGAACUCCAAUAUAUUGGGAGAAGAUAGUGGUAAUCAUUUUGAUGGGUGUCAUGAAUCCACAAAACUUAAUGGUCAUGCUCAUAUGCAUCCGAUUAACCAAGAUUCAGUUGAUCGCUUUUUAGUUAUGGGAAGAAAGUGCACCUUUCAGUCCUCUAUAAGAAGAACCACCGAAGCCGGAGAAGAUACAUACUAUGGUAAGAGUGACCUCGCGGGUUUGACUGACAACAAGAAACCAAAUAAUUCUGAAGACAUGGACAAAUUCAAACCAGAUGAAGGAGAGGUAGAUGCUGGUCUUAGCCACAGAAAUCAGCCGAGUAAGUUCUCGAAAUAUCAUCAGAACCACUCUCUGGACAUUGAGGAAGGCCAGAUCAUUGCUGAAGAAAUGCAGAAUGAAGUUGAAUCACAUAUCAAUGCUUCGGGGAACCUGGAAACUACUUCAAAUGAUAACAGAGUGGUUGCGAAAUUGGAUGAUGAUAAGAUUAAGGAGAUUAUAACGAAAAUGGAGAGGCGAAGGGAGCGCUUUAAGGAGCCCGUAAUGACGAGCAGGGAUGGUGAGAAGACUUUCUCCUUGCUGCCGGAAUUGAUCGUUGAAAAUGCUGAUGCUAGGCUAGAAAGACCAGCUAGAAAAAGGAGAUGGCUUGGAACUUAGAUCAGGUUUAUUUCUAUUACAAGUUUUUGCUGUGGUAACUGAGCUGCAAUUUGAUUGUACUUGUCAUAUGUAAUAAUCUGUGGCUAUUUUCACCUCAUAACAUGUUACUGCUGCUUUUGGCUUUGCUUUAUUGUCAUGGAAAUUAAUUGAGUGUGAGUUUUCUGCUUCA
Salvia splendens (bonfire salvia) is the source of this 3023-nucleotide messenger RNA. RefSeq lists its product as uncharacterized. The transcript has 4 exons. Lineage: Eukaryota; Viridiplantae; Streptophyta; Magnoliopsida; Lamiales; Lamiaceae. The record is from RefSeq and is a predicted model, not a curated record. Gene Ontology annotation, biological process: mRNA processing. The coding region runs from base 356 to 2854 and encodes 832 amino acids.